AUGAUCUAUUUUUUCAGAAACCCAGCUCUCAAAUCAGUGAAUCUUUGGAACGCAUUUCCCGACCCUACUUUCAGUGUCCCAAUUCCGGCCCAGGACGGCACCUACAUGGCCGAGACCUUAACCAACGAUUUAGACAACAUGGAAUGUAAGUUUUGAUGGUUUUUUGUAGUUGAGGAUAUUAGGGAACUGUUCGGAUUGUUGUCACUGGUUUUGGUGGUUCUGCAAUUGAUUAUUUUAUUUUCAGAUGUUGCUCCAAUGUUUCACUGCCCUACCCCAAAUGUUUACCACCCAUUUUUCGCUAUGUAAGUUGUUUCACCCUUGAUUUUUGCCUGCUUUUUCUCAAACUACAUGAUAUAUAUUUUCAGAAACCUAAACAUCACCUUCACUCCCGCCACACCCCUUUCCAUUCGCAACACCCAUUCUUCCCUCCCACUCGCACCACUAUCCUCCCCCAUCACACUCUCUUCAGGAUGUAAGUUUUGUGGUUUAUUAGUAGUUGAGGAAAUUAUAGUGAGGGACCUGAUCCGAUGGCAAAAAACGUCUCCUUUUGCAUCCCGGAAGGGGCCAAAAUGACCCCAAACCAUUCCCUUCUGUAAGCUGAAAAACUCCGUUUUGAAAAGCGCGCCCUUUUCUUCAAGGAGGACUCUUCAAUGCGGGGUUUUUUAGCUUAGAGAAGGGGAGGGUUUGGAGACAUUUUGGUGCCUUUCGGGAUGCAAAAUGAGACGUUUUUUGCCAUUGGAUCCGGUCCCUCACUGUACAGAUGGCUUGAGAUUAUUGUCAAUUCUUUUUUGAGUGUUCUUCAAUUUAUUCUUUUAAUUUGCAGAUAUCCCCAAGCCCCAUGCAACGGAUACCUUUAAAAAAGAAAAAAUUAGUAAAAAAAGAAAAAAAUUGAAAAAAAAAUAAAAAAAAAUAAAAAAAAAAGAAAAAAAAAAUAAGAAAAAAGAAAAAAUAGAAAAAGAAAAAAAAAAAAAAAAUAAAAAAAAUAUAAAAAAUAAUUUUGUUUAAAGUGACUCUUAUUUUUCUCUUGUAAAAUGUGAUUCGCCUAUUAGUUUACGACCCCUUUGUAAUAAUGUAAGUUGUCAUUUAGUUCUUGAAUUUAUCCUGGAUUUUUCUUAAAUUAUAUGAUCUAUAUUUUCAGAAACUCAGUUCUCAAACCAGUGGAUCUUUGGAGCACAUUUCCCGACCGCUACUUUCAAUGCCUCAACUUCGGCCCAGGACGGCACCAUGGCCGAGACUCAAACCAACGUCAGAAACAACAUGGAAUGUAAGUUUUGAUGGCUUUUUUUGGUAGUUGAGGAAAUAUUAGGGAAUUCUGCUUGAGAUUGUUGUCACUUGUUUUUUUAGUUGUUUUUCAAUUUAAUAUUUUUUUGUUUUCAGAUAUUGCUCCAAGAUUUCACUGCUCUACCCCAAAUGUUUACGACCCAUUUUUCACUAUGUAAGUUGUUUCACCCUUGAUUUUAGCCUGCUAUUUCUCAAACUAUAUGGUAUAUAUUUUCAGGAAUCUAAACAUCACCUUCACUCUCGCCACACCCCGUUCCAUUUGCAACACCCAUCCUCCCCUCCCACUCGCACCGCACCCCUCCUCCGUUCCACUCCCACCACACUCCUCCCCCAUCACACUCUCUUCAGAAUGUAAGUUUCAUCGUUUAUUAGUAGUUGAGGAAAUUACAGAUGGCUUGAGAUUAUUGUCAACUCCUUUUCGAGGGUUCUUCAAUUUAUUCUUUUUAUUUGCAGAGAUCUCCAAGUCCCAUGCAACGGAUACCUUUAA
Molecule: messenger RNA, 1768 nt
Organism: Bursaphelenchus xylophilus (pine wood nematode)
Lineage: Eukaryota; Metazoa; Nematoda; Chromadorea; Rhabditida; Aphelenchoididae
Source: the annotation of a GenBank genome assembly